CAGGGAGAGAGAGAGGAGAGGAGAGACUGUGGGAGCUGGUUGGAGCUGUGGGACGAAUAGGUCUGUCUUUAUCUUUGGCGCGCGACCCGAGAGACUGCUGUUGGAUCUCCCCCCGUCGUCCGUGUCGUAGAAGCGUGCACACGCAGGAGGCACCUCUUUGGCGUCUCCUCGACUUCCUGGAUUAUUUUCACCCACUAUCAACAUCCCCCAGUAUCCCCAAUCAGCCAGCAAUCCAUCGCCAUACCCGUUGAGGAUAAAUAUCAUAGAGACUGGUGUUGAGUUUUUCAUCAACCCCGUAUCGAAAAAUCGGGGUUACGGUUUUUAUUGGUUAUGGGACGUUGAGGGAGAUCCCGAAGUGCUCAACUCAGCUUCGUGUCCAUGUGUAAUUGUAUGUGUGUGGAAUUCGCAGCGCCAUUUUGAAAAAUUCUGCCUAUUAUUUCCGUCCGUGGAGAAGUUGUCCGAAGGGGUAAAUCGAACAGCAGCAGUGGACCCAUGGAAGGCACGUUGGAAGAUCCACUGGUCGAGGAGCCAUCUCACGAUAAUCCUGAUAAUGUGAAAGAUGCAGUCAUAUCGAAUGGCGUCAACGGUGACUGCACUGCUGAAAUGGAGCAGUUUGAGGAUGAUCAUGAGGAUAAGACAACUGAGGGAAUGGAGAUUGACGAGCCCCAGGAAUCCCAGCAGUCUCAUCGGUCCCUAGAGCCCGAUGAGCUCCUCGAUGGUGGCACUAACCACGAGGAUGACGAAGAGAUUGAUGCACCAGACAAUGGCAGCUUGGUGGAGGUCACUGAGACCCACGAAAAUGAUGUACAAAGUACAGAGGAUGUGAGUGGUGGGAAUAAUAUUAGUGAAGUGAAAGACACUGACAAAACUAAGAUUAAUUCUUGUGAUGAAUCAAUGGAUGUUGAUCGUCAGAGCAAUACAUCGGACAUUGAGUGUCUUGAUGAGGGAACGGGGAAUAGUAACGUUAAGACUAUUAAUCUUCAUGAGCUCGACGAUGUCAGCGAGAUUAUCGAUGAGUCAAAGAUUGACGAGGACGAUCCACUUAAUGAGAGUGUUGAGACAAUAUCGAGUGUUGAUAAUUCGGAUUUGAAGAUUGUGGAGGAGAAUGGCAGUGUUGGGAGUAUCGGUAGUCCUGAUAUCGAGGAGAUCACUGAGAGCAAGAGCAAUGGGCACAAUGCGAGUGGUGAGCGUUCUCCCAAUGCUCCUAAAAAGAAACAGAGAUCGAAGAUUGAUUUGAGUAGUAUAACACCAAGGAGAAGUUCCAGAAAUAUCAAACGAACUAGUUACAUUGAGAAGGAGCCUGAAGAUCCUGAGGACGAUGGCUCAGACAUUGAGGAGAUCAAACCCGAGGAUCCUCUUGCUUGUGUUGUUGAUGGCAAGGACAAGGAGAAUACCAAACUCAAGUCACCAUUGAAAACCAGCAAAACGACGAUUGUCGUUAAUGACACUAAACGUCUAGUUGAGAUUGCUGCUGGUAGCAAGUGCAUGAAGGGUGGCAAAAAGGAGCCGACCCUUGUGAUUAUCGAUACUAAUUCUAUUCUUUCUGGACGUGGGGGUGUGCCAGUUAGCAGUAGCAAAUCACAUUCAGUGUCGAGUUCGAGUGCUUUCUCAGUUAUGCCUGUCAAUCUCACUGGCACCACAACCAUGUAUCCUAAUAUGAGAACAACAAUAACACCGGUACCCAUGACCUCCAAGUCAACACCACAAUUGAGUCCCAAAUUGGGAAGUAGUAUAACAGCAGUGCCAACCCCACCACCACCAGCACCACAAAUCCUGCCAACUCUCACUGACGAUAUGUUUGUCGUUGAGGCACCAUCAUUUAUUGUUCCCUACGUCUAUGAGAAACCACCGCUAAAACCUCUCAAAGAAUUUGUCACGAAAUUAGAGAAGUGCAUCAAACAGAGGGAUCAGGAGGACCGUGAGAGAGAGGAGAGAGAGAAACUUAAUAAGGAUAAGGAUAAGGAUGAUUCGUCUGAGCAGAAUGACAGCGAUAAUGAUGAUGAUAUGUUGGGAAAGAAGGAGGGGGAUCCUGAUUUUGAGAUAACUCCGAAAUUUCCGGAGGACAGGGACAAAGCUGAGGAUAGAAAUAAAGUACAAACGUACUUUGAUCUACCGUUAGGGAAAUUUUUCAUGCAGAUUGGGGUCAAUCUUGUUCAGGAAUUCGUACAAACUGAUUUAUUACGACAGCAGAAGCAUAAGCAGAGAAAGGGAGGACAGGCAUCAGCUGAGACACAAAUAGCCAUUAAUUCAUUGAUUAAAAAUUUAGAGUUUAGUAAAGAGAAUAAUGAACCAUUCCACUUAGAAAUGAAGAAGUGUGAAUUUUGUAGCUUUAAAACGGAAUCCUCACUCGUUAUGCAGCAUCAUCUGGAGACACCGCAUAUGCGCAAUUACGUUUACAAGUGUAAUUUUUGUCCAUUGGAGGUGCGCAGCCCUCAUGAUAUACUUUUUCAUAUGGAGGCUGAGCAUAAUACGCGUGGGAGGCUUGAGAGGGGUCCUGCUUUUCAUCAGUGUCCCAAUUGUCCGUUUGAGGACAAUCAGAAGGGCAAGUUAACGAGGCAUAUUCUUACUUGCGCCAAGAAAUUUAGGCCUGAAAGAAAUCUCGAGCCUUCUGGAGACUGGGAGCCACCGGCUAAAAUACCCAGGCUCAAUCGUCCACGGCCUGUUGGACCUCUCAAUACUAAUGCCAUUGCUAUGGCUAUGGGGGCCAAGGGGCCUCAGCCUCUUUUACCCAAAUUGCUGCCAGCCCCAAUGGCUGGACGCGGACGAGGGAGACCGCCUAUGCAGCCUAGGUACACCGAUCUAAAGUCCCUCAGACCUGGUGGCACAUCUGUUCGGCAAGAUAGUGUUGGCGGAAUGAUGUAUCGCCCCACGUCGUCAGGACUCCUAGUGCCAACAUCCUAUCAAUUUGGCAGUAACCAAAUAUUCCAGAAUACAUCAAUAACGGCGUCGAAGAACCCAGCGGCGAAGUUGUUGAGUCAACCAAGUAUAUCGAUAACCCCAUUACCACGUACCACGACUCAAGCGCCAAUCUCUGGGUCAGGUUCGUCCUCGAAGCCCGGGGGUAAAAAUACCUUUGUCAUAUGUGAAAUAUGUGACGGAUAUAUUAAGGACUUGGAGCAACUCCGCAAUCACAUGCAGUGGAUCCACAAAGUCAAGAUACAUCCAAAGAUGAUCUAUAACAGACCCCCUCUGAACUGCCAGAAGUGUCAGUUCCGAUUCUUCACGGAUCAAGGAUUGGAGAGACAUUUAUUGGGAUCUCAUGGACUUGUCACGUCCAGUAUGCAGGAGGCUGCGAACAAAGGGAAGGAUGCUGGCCGUUGUCCAGCAUGUGGCAGGGUAUAUCAGUGGAAAUUACUGAACCACGUGGCGCGCGAUCACGGAAUGACGCUAAAGCCCGCCCAUCUCUCCUACAAAUGUACAGUAUGCACUGCCACAUUCGGAAUGUACAAGCAAUUCGAGAAUCACGUAUACUCAGCCCACAGUGUAGUGGCUAAACGUGUAAUGGACAAAAAGAGUACCCCAUCAUCGCCCUCAUCGAGAUCAAACGAUUCGCUACUGAAACCACUGAAAAUAAACGACGAAAUAACGAUUAUCCCCCAGCCAGCAAAACCAACAACUAGAUCGGGCAACACACAAGGCAGAAGCAAAUAGCAAACGUCCGACGAGUGAUACGUGUAUCUAUUCUCAAUGAAUCUUCGUGAAUAUACCUAAUCGGGUACACAAUCAACCGAUGAAAUAUCGUGAGGGUAAUGUAGUUUGGCCGAUCAACUGAUUCGUCAAAUUGUCUACUCUACCACGAGAACACGAGUAACAACGAGUGUAUGCAUUAUUUAAUGUCCAUCGUACACUCCACCGAAACUUCAAUUCUCCUAGAACCAUAGAUUAUUAACAAAACUAAAACGAUACUUGACGAAACACAAAUUGAACAGAUACACAACUCGAUGAAAAAUAAAUAAAUAACACACUAGUUGACUGCGUAAUAAUAUUCCAUCGAUGAUUAUACCGAUAUAUUUAUUUAAGAAUUUUUAUUGUUGUUAUCGGACUUACAUUAAUGAGAAAAAAAUAAUAGACUGUAAAAAAUAAUGAAUAUUAAUGAAAAAUGGGUGGCCUUCAGUAUGACUCCUUUGGUUGAUCCUGAAGACUCGUAUUCCCGACGUGAAAAAAAAAGUAAUGAAACACUUAUUAAAUGUAUGAAGUAAUGAGAAACAUCGCCUACACCGAUUAGUCGUAUAAAUUUCAUGGUAAAGAUGUUGAAAAAGACAUUAAGUUGUGUGUUUGGGUUUGGAAUUUCUCACUGUGUGAAAUUACUCGUGCGAUUUAAUGAAAGAUGAGAAAUAAACGAUUGGGAAGUAGUGUUUAUAUAUCUAUUUUAUAAAGUAUCCAAGGAGGUUUAAAUGUGCGACUUCAUCAUUGUUUCUGUCCUUAAAUUCUUCUUUCGGCGUUGGAAACGCCGGUUCGAUAAUAUAUUCAGAUUUAUUCAUUUUUUUACACACACAGGGCUCUAGCAGCACGCUAUUAAUUUUUUUUAUUCAAACGAAAAUUUAUGAAUGAUUUGAA
Fopius arisanus is the source of this 4557-nucleotide messenger RNA. RefSeq names its product MEP-1 (gene MEP-1). NCBI's taxonomy places the organism in Eukaryota, Metazoa, Arthropoda, Insecta, Hymenoptera, Braconidae. Gene Ontology annotation, biological process: positive regulation of transcription by RNA polymerase II. The transcript has 8 exons. Gene Ontology annotation, cellular component: nucleus. Bases 493 to 3651 code for a protein of 1052 amino acids. The record is from RefSeq and is a predicted model, not a curated record.